AUGACUAGGAGGUCCAACAAGGACAACCUAGUUGAACAUCCAGAGAUAGACAAGCUUGAGAAGCAACUUAGGAAGCAGAAAGCCCAAGAGAUGGCCGACGAAGCAGCUCGCGCUCACGCCGCUGAAGUGGCGCGCGCUCAAGAAGAAGGAAGAGAUCCACCUCCACAGAGAUCAAUUUCUGAGUACAUUAGGGACUGCCCUAAUCAUGGUUUCAAUGAGGGAAACCUAUGGAACAUCUUCUAUCGUGGCAUAGACCACAAGUACAAGCUUUCAUUGGACACUGCAAGCAAUGGAAACUUCAUGACCAAGACUGUUGAUGAAGCUAAGGUUCUUAUUGAGAAUCUUGCAGCUAGUGAUUGUAACAACUGUCCUGAUUAUGACCGCUCAAGCCGCACCACUACUAGCUCCCCUGAUUCUUUUCAAAUGACUGAACUCAAGAACAUGAUGGCUCAAGUUCUUAAGGGACAGCUCAAGCAUAUCAAUGCAAUAGAAGGGAUGAGUGAUGCUAAUGAAGAUUCAUCAAGAGAAUGCAUGGGAGAUUUCUCUAAUGAAGCCAAUGAAGAAGAUGUGAACUACAUUGGAAACUAUGGGAACAAGGGAUACAAUCCAAGCUAUCGCCCAAACCCCAACAUGUCUUAUAGAAACCCCAAUGUGGAGAAUCCUCAAGACCAAGUGUAUCCUCCAAGGUAUCCACAACAACAAAGACCUCCUUACCAAUCUCAAGGAAGUCAAUUUCAGCCAAGGCAAGGAUAUGAGCAGAGAUCAUCAUAUCCGCCCAAGGAGCCAUAUGCUUCUUCACCAAAUCAAGCUCCUCCAAACCAACAAGGUGGGAGAUUUGAAGGAAUCCUCCAACAGAUCAUGGAUGGCCAGAAGAGAAACACUAAAGAGAUGUAUGAGAAGAUGGACACUUUGUUCAGCAAUCUCAACACCAAGUAUGAUGCUGUUGCCACUCAUGUGAAGAAACUAGAGACUCAAGUCACUCAAACUAUGGAAGCUGUUAAGAGACAGGAAGCUGAAUCCAAGAAGUCCUUUUGCAACUCAGCCGCCAUAGAAGAAAGAUUUGAAGACCAAGUUCCAGAAUGGAUGCUUUCAAAACCUACUGUUGAUUGCAUGAUUUGGCCUGAAGAGAAUUACCCAGAGAGAGAGUCCAAUCGAGCUAGAAAGAGAAGACUCUUCCCAAAGAUUAUCCCCAAGACAGAUAACUCAGGAAAGUUUGUUGUGCCUUGUAUCAUCAAAGGUAACAUUCUUGAGCAAUCUUUGUGUGACACAGGAGCCAAUGUGAACAUCAUGUCUAAGAGGAUAGCUGACAAGAUAGGCCUCACCAAGAUAGAGCCAUCAUCCAUCUCCAUCAACUAUGCUGAUUCAUUCUCACAAACCCCUAUGGCUUUGUGCCUAAUGUGA
Messenger RNA from Microthlaspi erraticum, 1401 nucleotides. The record is from the annotation of a GenBank genome assembly. Lineage: Eukaryota; Viridiplantae; Streptophyta; Magnoliopsida; Brassicales; Brassicaceae.